UCUGAUUUUCAUCAGCAGCUCAAGCUCCCAUGUUUGUUGUGAACAAAGAUUCAAGCAUCACUUAAAGAGCACCUCUCACACUCUGACACAGCACUUUCCUGUCUUCGGACUAAGAUGUUUUCAUAACAUCAUAAGUGCUGAUGAAGCAUUUUAGAUCAUUUUUUAACUCUACAGUGUCUUUUCCUUCAGUUUCUAUUGUUUCUCCCUUCAAUACAAAGGCAUCUCUUUUGAGGCUGAUGAGAAAAGCAAUAUGCAUACAAGACACUGCAAAAACUCUGUUUCACAAAUACCACGUUGGAAAACCCCCUUAAAUAAAAUUAUGUCCCUGUCCUUCAAAUGAAAUAUUGCUCCCAAAUACACAUGGAAUAUCUGACAGAGCUCUGAUUCACGCUGUCGAAAUAGCUGUCUUGUAUCUUCUUGUAUGAAAUUAAAGCUAUUGUGUCAGAGGAGCGGAUUAAGAGGCCUUUUGGUACUGCUUGGAUAUAGGAUGCCACCUACUGGACAUGUCAAGUACUACGUCUAGACACUACUUGCCCCGUGCCUGCGUUCACUUGAAGUGUUGUAAGUCAAACAUUAAGACACUUUCAUGCUUAAAUUAUAAGGAACAUGAUUUCCAAACAACAAUCUGUGCUGUUAACAUCAUGAAUGAAUUAAAAAUGUAGCUUUGGCGAUGUAUUUUAUAUGAUUAAGACAAGCUCAGCAGCUAAACUGCUGCCAAUGUUAAAGUGAGCCAGUGAAAAAAAGAACCUGGGGAGCACUGAAGAUUUUGUUUUGAAGUCGCCUGACCCUGACGACAGCCUUUCCUUCCCCGCUUGACUCAUAAUGGAAAGGGUGCCACGAGUGGUGACUGCACCAGGAUAAAAACCCUCCCAGCUCUGCCCGCGGGCUCACAAGAAGACCUGUGUUCACAGGGCGAGUCUCUGGCAGUGAGAAUGCGAACCUGUGGGAUGCUAGUCACGCUGAUGCUCACCUGCACUCCGCUGGCCUCCGCAGGCCCGGUUCCCCUGCGGGCAGAAGGGAGGAACUCCUCUGAGGAUGUGGACUGGGCAAGGCUCUAUCUGGAGAGGUUUUAUAACCUCACACAGGACAGACACCCUCUGGAAGGUAAGCUCCGAGAGAUGCAGCGGUUCUUUGGCCUCAAGGUGACUGGCAGGGUGGACAGAGCGACGCUCUCCAUCAUGAAGAAGCCCAGGUGUGGGGUACCUGAGAUGGCCGAUUACAGCUUCUUCCCCGGAAAACCAAAAUGGACAAAGAAAAGGCUGACGUACAGGAUCGUCCGGUACACGGCUGAUAUCAGCAAGAGGCAGGUGGACCGGACUGUCAAGACGGCUCUCAGGCUGUGGAGCAAAGUGACGCCUCUGAAAUUCAUUCGCAUCAACAAAGGAGAAGCAGACAUUAUGAUCAAAUUUGCGUCCUGCACCUGCAGCAGGGGCGCCCUCAUGUGUGGUGUGCCGAUCACAGGGCAUGGAGACGACUUUCCCUUCGACGGACCUGGGGGAGAGCUGGCCCAUGCCUUCGCCCCGGGGAAAGGCCUGCUGGGGGACGCCCACUUCGACAGGGAUGAGACAUGGUCACUCGGACAGAGUGGAAUCAACCUCUUGCUCGUGGCGGCUCAUGAAUUUGGACACUCGCUGGGUUUAGGCCAUUCUCAGGAUAAAGAUGCUCUGAUGUAUCCAACCUACUCCUACAGAAACACUGCUGGGUUCCAGCUCUCCAGGGACGACAUCGCUGGAAUCCAGUCUCUCUACGGAACAAGGAGAACUGCUCAUCGUUUAAGCAAAACAGCAUCAAAAUGA
Lepisosteus oculatus (spotted gar) is the source of this 1796-nucleotide messenger RNA. The record is from RefSeq and is a predicted model, not a curated record. NCBI's taxonomy places the organism in Eukaryota, Metazoa, Chordata, Actinopteri, Semionotiformes, Lepisosteidae.